AUGGCAACUCUAAGUAGUCGGCUGUUCCCUAGCUUUAGAAACAGCUUUAUUAAACAGAAAUUAAAUUCUCCCGUUGCAAUAUUGUCAAGAAACCCUUUACGAUUUUUCACGUGUAGUGCACGGCGGUGGCAGUUCCCCAGUGAAGACCGGAGCAGCAGUAGGACAUUGACUGGUACUGUGGACCGGUUCGGUGGCGUUACAGUUCGAGAUUUUCCGCUAGACAUCAGCGACGAAGGAUUUAGUAAUCUUUUAGGAGAUUCUCUAUCCCAGUGGAAGGCAGAGGGCAGGAUAGCUGUGUGGCUGCACAUACCCAUCGCUCUGAGUCGACUGGCUGCAUCAGCAGCAUGUCACGGUUUCACGUUCCAUCACGCACGGAAGGACCAGGCAGUGCUCAGUCUGUGGAUGGGGGAUGGGGAGAGCAGACUGCCAGGCUAUGCAACACAUCAGGUUGGAGUGGCAGGUGCUGUUCUGGAUGAGUCGAAUGGAAAGGUUCUGGUUGUUCAGGAUAAAAACAAGACUAAGAAUGCGUGGAAGUUUCCUGGUGGACUUUCAGAUCCAGGAGAAAACAUUGGUGUGACAGCAGUCCGUGAAGUGUUUGAGGAGACAGGGGUUCGGGCUGAAUUCCGCUCACUUCUGAGUAUCCGGCAGCAGCACAACCACCCAGGAGCCUUCGGAAUGUCUGACAUGUACCUGAUCUGCCGACUCAUACCACUGACAUACGACAUCAACUUCUGCACACAGGAAUGUCUCCGCUGUGAUUGGAUGGAAGUAGCUGAACUUGCCAAAACCAGUGACACCACACCCAUUACAAGCCGGAUCGCUCGUUUGCUCCUGCAUGGAUUGGAACAUGGAUUCCACACUGUCGACCUCACUAUGGAGGAGCUUCCUGCCGUUUAUUCUGGAAUGUUCUAUCAGUUGUACCACCGUCAGCUACCUCAGUGACUCUGAUUGUCUGCAUUAGACUCUGAGGAGGAUGUGAUGUGAGAACGGACUGGACUGAGCUGUGACUAUCAUAUAGUUCCACCUUGCAGGCAAAAUACCAAACUUAGAGGACAAAGGUUUGAUCUAAGAGGUUAAAGCUUAAAGCUGGAAUCAAGUUUAAGGCUAAUUUGAGAAUGCUGUGGCCAGCUACUUAUCCAAGGUGUUGGUUAUAACAAAAAUGAAGGCUUGUAUGAGCAAUUUUGGAGUCAGAUUAGAGAUAAAAGGUCAGGUCUAAUUUAAGGGUAAAUACUCUCUCAGAUUUAUUAGGUCAUGGGUACAGUUCUUGUCAAGAAUUAAAGACUCUUAUUAGCCAUAGAAAUCUAUUCUGUCUUUCCUGAAAGUAAAGUUACUGGGUUAGAGAUCAUAUCCAAGGCUUAACUAUUUGCACUGUUUUCAUGUUCAAUGCCUUUUCCUGAAUGGAUGAUUCUGCAUGUAAGGAUCACUGGCCUGAUAGUCAGAGCUCAGGGACACUUCAAUAGAACCAUGGUCAGUAUCUAUGGAAACCAUACUUGAAGCAUAACAUUUAGUUCAGAUCUCUGGACCGGACAUUGUACACAUUUCACCAGUGGCAUUUUGUGGGCAUCAAUCAAAGACUCACACCCUAAUGUUUAUUAGGGCAGAGCUGUCUAGGGGCUUGAGAGACAAAAGAUUAUCAUUAAGUUUUGCUAUUUAUGGUACUAAGAUAAAUUCACAAUGAAGUCCUAAGAAUGUCGGACAAAGAAAAGUUUUAAAGUUGUGUCAACUUAAAAUGUCUCCUAGUGAAUACUGUAUUUAUACAAUAGUAGAAAUCCCAAUGUUGUUAUAUCUGUUA
This is a messenger RNA of Chanos chanos (milkfish), 1792 nucleotides long. RefSeq names its product nudix (nucleoside diphosphate linked moiety X)-type motif 6 (gene nudt6). Lineage: Eukaryota; Metazoa; Chordata; Actinopteri; Gonorynchiformes; Chanidae. The record is from RefSeq and is a predicted model, not a curated record. Gene Ontology annotation, molecular function: NADH pyrophosphatase activity; ADP-ribose diphosphatase activity; NAD binding.